Molecule: messenger RNA, 923 nt
Organism: Varanus komodoensis (Komodo dragon)
Lineage: Eukaryota; Metazoa; Chordata; Lepidosauria; Squamata; Varanidae
Gene: CSNK2B
Product: casein kinase 2 beta
Exons: 7
Coding region: 132-779 (215 amino acids)
Cellular component (GO): cytoplasm; protein kinase CK2 complex
Molecular function (GO): protein kinase regulator activity
Source: RefSeq, a predicted model, not a curated record
AUCCCGUGAUGCCCUUCCAUCCGGGAGAGAAGCGCGUGCGCGGUAGAAGCUGGUAGAGGCCUUACAGGUUCAAAAGCUGUACCCCGUUUUCCCCUCCUUGAGGCAUUUCUGCCCCCUCGGAGGACGGGAAGAUGAGUAGCUCGGAAGAGGUAUCCUGGAUUUCUUGGUUCUGUGGCUUGCGUGGCAAUGAGUUCUUUUGUGAGGUGGAUGAAGAUUACAUUCAAGACAAAUUCAACUUAACUGGUCUCAAUGAGCAAGUUCCUCACUAUCGCCAAGCCUUGGAUAUGAUUCUUGACUUAGAACCUGAUGAAGAGCUUGAGGACAAUCCUAACCAGAGUGACUUGAUUGAACAGGCUGCUGAAAUGCUCUAUGGACUCAUUCAUGCCCGCUACAUUCUCACCAACCGUGGCAUUGCCCAAAUGCUUGAAAAAUACCAGCAAGGAGACUUCGGCUACUGUCCUCGAGUGUACUGUGAAAACCAACCUAUGCUUCCCAUUGGCUUAUCAGAUAUCCCAGGGGAGGCCAUGGUCAAACUAUAUUGCCCCAAGUGCAUGGAUGUCUACACUCCCAAAUCUUCCCGUCAUCAUCACACAGAUGGAGCUUAUUUUGGGACUGGUUUCCCUCACAUGUUGUUCAUGGUGCAUCCUGAGUAUCGGCCGAAACGGCCAGCCAACCAGUUUGUGCCCAGACUUUAUGGAUUCAAGAUCCACCCUAUGGCUUACCAGCUGCAGCUUCAGGCAGCCAGCAAUUUCAAGAGCCCAGUCAAAACUAUCCGUUGAUCUUCUGCAUCCAGGUGCCCAGGGUUUUUCCCCUGACAACUUCCUCUACCCCGGUCAGGCUUGCACCUCGUUGGAUUUUGGUGAUGUCCCCUGUGGACUGUUCUUUGUCACCUUACAGCCUGAUUUUAGUCCCAUUUCUGGUGU